AUGAUUGGGUACCAUAAUUCCUCAAGUGGCCUUACCCUCCUGGUCCUCCUGACAGGGGCUACCUUCUUCCAUCUGUCCACCCCCAACUCAAUCAACACCCCUGGAGAUGUCAAUAACCCACACAGAGAUACUCCUCCGGGGCUACUAGAGUCAGGAGACAGGCAAAGAAAGGAUGAGGAGAGACAAUCAAUGCAGAAAGAAGAGGCAGAGGAAGAAGAGGAGCUUUUUAAAGAUGUGGAUCUCAAAACACUAGCAGCAGUUUUACUGGAGGCACUGAAUCGCUCACAAGUAGAGAAGAGGGGGGAGGGAGAGGAGCGGGAUGGGAGGCAAGAAGAGCUGAGGCUGAAGGCUGAGAAUGGGGAGGUUAAAAAAGAAGAGGCAUACAGAGAAGUUAGCACGAUGGAGGGAGCAGACCGAGUCAGAGAUGGACGGCAGGAGUUAGACCUGCUGAUGGCUGCACAAGGGAAGGAGCAUGAAAGAGAGGAGGAAGAGGAGAGAAGGAUAGCUCAGGAAGAAGAGGAGAAGAUGACAGAGAUGGUGACCAGUCGUACCACAAGCCAGACAGUCCAGGUCCAAACAGAGCAGCAGCCUGCCAGUCCAGAUGGAAAAGGGGUGAACAGGCAGCUCCAGCAGGGACCAAACAGCCCUGAACAAGGCAGCAACGAGGAGGAGGAGGAGCAGCUCAGUCCUGAGGAGCUGAAGAACCUCGAGACCAUGAUGAAGGAGUUUCCUCGUUUGAACACAGCCAUAAAGAAGGAGGGAGAUUCAGAGCAAAUCCAGAGAGAGAGCAGAGGCUACAGCAGCUACAACGACAUCAUACCAAUCAACAAAGGCAGCGACCUCACCAUGUCUAAGAAGAAACUGAAAUGGCAAGAGGAGACGCAGAAAGCCUUGACCUUUCCCAUAUUUAGGGGAGGCAAUUUUAUGGAUGACUUUGAAGACAGUAAUUAUGCUGGCAGUAAUCCAGCCCAGUCCCAGCUUCCCACAGAGCAGGAGGUGAUUCAUGAUAAUGAACCAGAGGAGGAGGAGGAAGAUGAGGAGGUGUUGAGUCCCGAGGAGGAGGAAGCUCAGGUCAAAGCAGAGCAGGAAGAGAUGAGGAGGCAGGCGGCUGAGGCACAGAGAGCCAAGAUGGAGGAGGAGAAGUUGGCCGACAUCGCCUCGGACAUGCUGCUGCGCUACAUGGUCAAACAGCAUAAUGGGCAUAAGAAGUACAGCUCAUCUUUGUCAAGCACUGCGGAGGACAAGAGGUCUGAUGAGGAAGUGACAGAGGAAGACGAUAUUGAUCCCCAGACCAUCGACAAGCUGAUUGAGAUCUCCAGCAAGCUCCAUCUUCCUGCUGACGAUGUGGUGGAUAUCAUAAGCGAUGUGGAGAAGAAGAAGAAGAAAGAUGUGCCGCUUGAGAGGCCGUCUCACUGGCAACGACCUCUAACUCCGCUGUCUCCUUCAUUCUCAUCUGCCAAUGGUGUUUCAACAUCCCAAAUAUCAACCAUCAAAAGUAGCUCCCCUGUCUCAAAGCAACCCUCUCCAGCUGUCAAUCUCCUCAAAACAUGGUUUCAGGAGAAAUCGCCAACAAAAUCACAAGAUUUCUGGAGCAAACCUGCAAAGCCUCUGCUAGCCAAUCAAAAUCUUUGGCCCAAACCUCAGAAGCCUCUGCCAGUCAAACAGGAACUCUGGCUCAAAUCACCCAAAUAUGUUGGGACCAGCUACCCUUUUUACCCCUACAAAUACCCAUCCCAUUACCAGAGGAAGCCCUACCCAGACUACUACCCCAUCUAUUUUCCUCCUCCCCUCAGACCCAAACAACGUUACUAUGUGCCCAAACCCAGUCUCACCCUUAACAACUUUCUGGGAAAUUCUGCAUUCACUUUCCCUCCCAAACGCCGUUACCACAACUGGGUCCAACCCCAGCUGCGAACCCCGCCUGCAGGUCUCCAGCAGAAGCCUUACUUCACCAGCUACCCCCUCCCACUUUACCCCUGGACAUUACCCAUCCCCAAACCACGUGCCCCUCCCCGUAUGCCUGUGAUCCCUCCUCAACAGAAGCAGUUUUAUGACUCAGCCCCGGCACCUGCAGUGACGAGAAAUAAUGAUUAUUAUGUGGCUGGAAAACCACACAGCAUCAACCGUGACGAUCUGGAGAAAUACAUACAGCAGAUACUAAUGAAGAGACCGCAAAUGUUGGACUAA
This is a messenger RNA of Micropterus dolomieu (smallmouth bass), 2187 nucleotides long. RefSeq names its product VGF nerve growth factor inducible (gene vgf). The coding region runs from base 1 to 2187 and encodes 728 amino acids. Gene Ontology annotation, molecular function: neuropeptide hormone activity. The transcript has a single exon. Lineage: Eukaryota; Metazoa; Chordata; Actinopteri; Centrarchiformes; Centrarchidae. The record is from RefSeq and is a predicted model, not a curated record.